UUCGAAAUCUACUUUACAGUUCACGGAAAACUAUCAGUCGAUACGGACGUGAUUUCAUUUUUCAAAGAAAGAUACGAUGCUACAAGCGAUUUUACUCGGAAUACUGGGCGGAUUAUUAUCGUUGUUGUACUAUUGGGCGAAACAGAAACAAAAUUAUUGGAAAGAUCGCAACAUCCCCUAUAUAAAAUCACCAUUAUUGUUAGGGCAUUUUUUUAAAACUGUUAUAUUGAAGCAGCACAAUAUCGAUGCCCUAACACACCUGUACGAUCACCCCAAUGCUAAGGGAAAGCCAUUCGUUGGCAUUAAUGUAUUUCACAAGCCGGCAAUAUUGGUGCGAGAGCCUGAACUGGUCCGUCGUAUCUUGAUCAAAGAUUUCCAAUAUUUUUCCAAUCGUCACCUUGGUGCUGAUCCAGAUCAUGAUCCAAUUUCUGGAUUGAAUCUAUUCCAAACCAAGUAUACCCAAUGGCGGGACAUGCGCACUAAAAUGUCACCGAUUUUUACGAGCGGAAAAAUGAAACAAAUGUUCUACAUGGUUGAAAAUGUAGGCAAGGAGCUGAACGAAAGCGUUGCUAAAUUGGUGAAGUCGGGUAAUCCGGUUGCAGAGAUUCGUACGCUAUUUGCGCGGUACACCAUUGAUUCUAUUUCAAUAGUGGCAUUCGGGACUGACUCCGGGUGUUUAAGGGAUCCAAACUCAUCGGAAUUCCUCAAGGAAGCCAGAAAUGCCUUCCAAGUGCGAUAUGUUGAUAAAGUUGCCGGACAUUUGUUGUUUUUCCUUUCAUCAUCACUGAAAAUGUUCAAUUUGAAAGCUUUUAAUCCCUCGUUCGAAAAGUUUCUUAGGCGGCUUUUCGAUGAAGUGAUGACCAAUCGAAUGAAAAGUGGAGGCAAUCGCAACGAUUUGAUAGACGCGUUAAUUGCGUUGAAGAAGGCUGAAAUAGGCAAGGAAAAAGUUGUUUUUUCGCAUGAGGUUCUUGUUGCACAGGCUGCACUGUUCUUUUUUGCUGGAUUUGAGACGUCGUCAUCAACUAUGGAAUUUGUUUGCUAUCUGAUUGCAAAACACCCUGAAGUCCAAGCAAAGAUGCGCAAAGAGAUACGCGAAGCUUUGAAGAAACACGGAAAAAUGACUUACGAAUUAAUUGCUAACGAUCUGCCGUAUAUGGGUGCGGCAAUCAAAGAGACUUUAAGACUGUAUCCGAUUUUGCCUUUUCUUGAUCGAGUAUGUAUGGUACCACGUAGUGACGAAGGCUAUUCCCUGGAACCAUUCAGUUCAUUUAAAGUUCCCAGCGGAAUGCCUGUCUACGUACCCAUAUACAAUAUGCAAAGGGAUCCAGAGUAUUUCCCGGAGCCGGAGAAAUUCAUUCCGGAACGAUUCUUUUCGGAAAAUGAAAAAUCCAAUGAUUGCUAUGCUCCAUUUGGAGUGGGACCGAGGAGCUGUAUUGGCGAACGUUUUGCUCUGAUGCAAAUGAAAGUGGCUCUGAUGAGUUUACUAUCAUCAUUCAGGAUGGAAUUUACUGCCGAUACACCGAAAACACUUGAUCUGGAAGCCGACACAGUUUUAUUGCAUUCAGACAAAGGUGUCUUGCUGAAAUUCGUCGCUGAUUCUGAUUAAGAGUAUGACGGAAAAUUUUCGUAACAUUUUGUGGAUCUUGUUUAAAUCACAUACAUUAAUCAGAAAGCACGAAAGCACAAAAACUCUUUUCAUCCAACACAAUAUCCACAUUAUCCACAAUAUGAAGAGAAUUACAGUGUAGUGACCACAAAUAUUACUUUGUAAAUUUCACACCUUUUCUCUAUUCAAUUCAUUACAACCCUCAU
Molecule: messenger RNA, 1812 nt
Organism: Bradysia coprophila
Lineage: Eukaryota; Metazoa; Arthropoda; Insecta; Diptera; Sciaridae
Product: putative cytochrome P450 6g2
Molecular function (GO): heme binding; iron ion binding; monooxygenase activity
Source: RefSeq, a predicted model, not a curated record